Messenger RNA from Physella acuta, 612 nucleotides. RefSeq lists its product as uncharacterized. NCBI's taxonomy places the organism in Eukaryota, Metazoa, Mollusca, Gastropoda, Physidae. The record is from RefSeq and is a predicted model, not a curated record.
CAUGAUACAGUCAACUUUGUAUCUCUAUCCAUUCAAGUUCCUCCCGAAACUCCGUCCCUAAGUACAGAGCGGGAAUUCGUUGAAGGAGCUACAAUCCAGGUCACGUGUCGUGUCGUUACGGGUCGUCCAGGUCAAGGGUCAGUACAUUGGAUGUAUUACGACAACGGGGUCGAUAUAACGUCACUGGUUGAACCUCAAGUCUCCAGCAUAUUGUUACAACCAAGCGAUACGUGUACAGAAUCCUGGGAAACUACGAUAAGUCUAGUGGCCAACAGAACCUUCCAGAAGCUAAGCCUGGCCUGCUAUGUAGUGAACGAACAAUUCCCAGCAGGACAAGCUGGAUGCUCCAGUGCUAACUUUUGUAGUCAGCUGGAUAUUUCGAUACUGUAUGGAGUGAGUAGCAUUACAGCCAACAGUGUUCCCCAUUUGGUAACUGAUGAAGGCAGCACAGUGACGCUCUCGUGUUAUGCUGACGGUAAUCCUAAACCCAGCUACACCUGGACUAAAGCAGACGACGCCGACAGAAGGCUAAACGUCAUUCAAGAUGGCGACGGCUCUAAAGUUGUUCUGGCCAACUUAAAUCUUCAACAGGAUAAUGGCACGUAUAAGUAA